AUGCUGUCCAGUCAGGCGACGUACCCGACUUCAACAAACGUGGUGGAAAGUCCCAAGCUGGUCGCUGCUUUCACUGCUCUUCUGCAGGAGCAGGCUCAAGGAGAGCUAGAGUCUCGCUACGCAGACUGCGUUCGGUUGAUAGAAACGGCCAAUAGCCUGUCCAGUCGGAACUUACACGAGGACCCGCGAUCGAGUUAUUUUAAGGCGAUUGCAACGCUUCUAGGGGAUAGCUUCACAGUUCCGCUCACUUAUUCUCGGGAUGGUGGCGUCAUAUCAGAGGUGUACACGAAUCUUGGCAUGGACGAGAGGGUGCAGCUGAUGGUGUGCUGCAACGGGAUUGCUCGUUGCAUGGCGAAGUUGUAG
Sparassis crispa is the source of this 363-nucleotide messenger RNA. RefSeq lists its product as hypothetical. The coding region runs from base 1 to 363 and encodes 120 amino acids. The transcript has 2 exons. The record is from RefSeq and is a predicted model, not a curated record. Lineage: Eukaryota; Fungi; Basidiomycota; Agaricomycetes; Polyporales; Sparassidaceae.